Pistacia vera is the source of this 1724-nucleotide messenger RNA. RefSeq names its product protein PHYTOCHROME KINASE SUBSTRATE 4-like. Gene Ontology annotation, biological process: phototropism. The transcript has a single exon. The coding region runs from base 1 to 1593 and encodes 530 amino acids. NCBI's taxonomy places the organism in Eukaryota, Viridiplantae, Streptophyta, Magnoliopsida, Sapindales, Anacardiaceae. The record is from RefSeq and is a predicted model, not a curated record.
AUGGAAACGUCAACAACGAUCAAAUCCAUUAAUGGCGACUCAUCUCAAGAACCCAUCUCUCAUUUAAUGGACCACUCUCUCCCUUACAUUUUUCCCAAAAAAACCACUCUCAGAGAUUCAUCUUUCUCCUCAUAUCUUAAACCAGAUGAUUCCAAUCAAGGUGACGAUGCGGAAAUAAGAAUUUUUGACGCCCAAAAGUACUUUAACGAAAGCAACGUCAAUGAGGCGAAAGUGAGCAAGAGAGUAUCUCCAGUUAAUGUUAUUAGUCUGGAACGUAUAUCUGAGAGAAGUGAUUUGCUUGCCGUGCCGAGAUUCUCUUCAGCUUCAUCUGUUGACGGGUUUGCGAGGAACUAUCGAGCUCGUUCUUUAAAUGCAACACCAACUGCUUCAUCGGAAGCUAGUUGGAAUAGCCAGACUGGUCUUUUGUCAAAUCCUCCUGGAACAAUUGCGGUCUCUCUACGAAAUACUACUUCUGAUCGCGACCAGAAAAGAGGGCCAGCUCCAGCUCCAGCUCCUAAAUGGCUUUUUGGGAGAAAGUGCCCUUGCUCUGGCAAAAAAUCAGUUCAAGUUGAGGAAAAGCUGUCAGUAUCAGUUUCAGAUUCCAAAACCCCACCGCAUUUAUAUAGCAAAAAGCAAACCCACAAGUCUAUUGAAAUUGCUAUGGAUACAUCAAACUGGAGCGAAAGGCGUGAAGUUAUCUCCAAAACUACUCAUAGAAUCUCUGCUGACAAUCGUUUUCCAAGUCGUGGUUUAGGCCAUCGUGUAUUGGCUUCAGGGAGACCUUAUUCUGAUUCUACUACUGGCUUCACCUUUCCUAUAUUGAAACAAAGUAAACCACAUCCCAUCAAAAUCACAUAUCCUUCCCUUGAAGAUCCGCCGCGAGAAUCACUGGAGAUUUUCCAACCUUCCGAUGAAACCAGUGUUUCAAGAAAAUCAACUGAACUUCAAAACGGUAUGUUGGUUUCACGUCAUAGUUUCACGUUUCCGGCGAGUCCUAGCAGAACUCGAAUCACUGAGGACGAUGUUGCAAGUGAUGCAAGCUCUGACUUGUUUGAAAUAGAGAGCUUUUCCACUCAAAGUACAAUAUGUCCAAUGUACCAUCGUCGAGAUUCACUGGAUGAGGCUUCAAGCUUUAAUGCAAGAAGAUUAAUAGCCACAAAUAUUAAUGGAGGUUUGAUGUAUAAUUGUCGUAGGAGUCUAGAGGAGCCAGUGACACCAUCAAUAGCAGCAAUGGAAUGUUAUGAGCCAAGUGAGGCAAGCAUUGAUUGGAGUGUGACAACAGCUGAGGGAUUUGACAAAGGAAGUGUUACUAAUUUCUCGAUUACGGCUUCAGAAAUAGAUGAUAUGGCAAUAGUGCGGAACGGCGGCGGCGGCAACGGGAAGAAGAAAUUAGGAAAUGGGUUGUUGAGCUGUCGAUGUGAGAAGGCGGUGAGUGUGGGGCCAAAUCCAGUGAAAUGUGUGCCUGAGAUGCAAAGAAUGGGGCAGCAUAACACAUUGAGGCAUAUGCAUGUGAGUAGUAGGACACACAAUGUGAAUAAGCCACCGCUUGCAAUGUCUCAAUCUGAUCGCUUGUCCCUUCCUUUUGCGACAUAGGCGCCACAUUUACUUCUCUAAAACAAUAUCCUUUUUUUUUUUUUUUUUCUUUUAAGUUUCUAUUCAAUUUUCAAGAUUUGUGUGAUCUGUUUGUGUGUGUAAGAUAAUGAUUUCAUUAUUAUUGAGCAAUA